UAACUAAAAAACAAAAUAGUUUGCUCAUAUUGUGAAUCUGUAAUAUAUAGUUUUUAUGUUGAUUUGCACCUGGAUAAAAAAGGGUAAGGCAUAUUCAGAACCAGUUACCUGGUGUUUGUGCCAGUCUUUCAAAUAGAAGCUAAGAUAUUGCAUGAAAUCCUUGAUAAAUAUCCUCACUCAUUAUGAUUUAUUCUCUGAUCACCAUAAUAUUAGAGAAUUUUAUAAAAAGUUUCCCAAAAAACCCAGUCCAUGCACAUUAUGCAAUGUUGUUAAAAAAAAUCCACCCAAUCCUGUCUUAUUAUGUUUCCUCCAAAAUGCCCAACUUUACAGGUAUUCUGCGAGUCCUCCCUUUAGGACUAUUUCUGCUAUCCAUGUUAGUAUCAGGAGUAUCAGGAGCAGCCACUACCACCCCACAAAGCUCAACAGCAUCCAGUACCAGCCAGCCCUCUUCUACCACCAAUGAAGGUGACAUGACUGAGAAUGGAACCACUAAGAUAUACUGCCCCUCAUUCAACUGUAACUACUCUGACUGCUAUUCAAUGUACAUCAGUCAGAACACCACUCCGUGUGCUGUCGAUAAUUGUUGUCAGUUGUUAAGGCAAACAGACAUGUGGUAUACUGCCAGCUGCAGCAACUCUUGUGCUGACAGCUGCAAGAAUGCCUCCCAGACCAACUGUGCUGUGAACUGCUGUAAUUUCACUGGCUGUCUCAAUUACACUUUUGCAUCCAUGAUGAGCAUAACAACCAAUGGAACUCAAACCACAAAACCAACAACCACGCAGGCCCCUACUACAACUACUACCAGUCAAACAACAGCAAACAAUGGAAACAAGUGCAGUUCUGGUACAUGCACCAGCGCAAACUGCUAUACAAGUUUCACCAUACUACAAAUGUGUUCCUCCUCAGAACCGCAUUGUCAGCUGAAAAAUGAGUCUACAGAUACUGCCACAAAAUGGACAGCGGGUUGCACCAACUGCACUGGCUACACUGCUUGCAAGGCUUCUACCAAACCUCCAUGUAAUCUGGAGUGCUGCAAUGCCACAAUGACCUCUUGCCUAUGGUUGAAUGGCACACUAAAUGUUCCCUCUUUUGCCACAAGAGGUCCAUAUCUUCACACAGAACUGAUAGCUUCCUUACUUUGUAUUGUUGCUAUCGCUUUUCUGCUUUGAGAACAUGCUUGAUCAAUUGCUGUGUGCGUUAUUAGGUAAGUAGCGCUUUGUGUAACUCCUAGUUUCUCCAAAGUUACAAAGAAAAUGUAGAAAAGAUAUUAAUAUGAAUAUUUUUAUAUUCAUAUGUAAUUGUAUAGGUAUGGAAAUAUGGAAAACAUUAAUUGCAAUGUUGAUUGUGCUUCUUGUUUAAACUUUCCAGUCCCGUUUAUGCCUGGUUCCAGACCACUGAAAUGGCUUUGAACAGUAUUUCUCUAUGAAAUACUAUUUUCAGGAAUCCAGAAAAACAAGCCAGAAGCAACAUAUCAGUUGAUCAUACAAGUGAUCUUUAUAAGCAACAGAUUGAUAAAGUAAAAUAAACUUUUAAGUUAUUUUAAACCGCUAAGUACCUUGUUGUACGUUCUGAAAUGUCCUUAUCUAUUGCCAUUAUUGAUAUGAGAUGAAAUCUCUUCUUCAAGCUUUUGUUGUAGUAAUGCAGCCAAAACUAUAUGCACUUUAUAAAACACAAAUGUUGUGCUGUAACAGCGAGUUGUCUUUUGAAGGCUUGUUGAAUAAUUCCUGUAGAUGUAACAUUAAUGACACAUGCAAGUCAGUACACUUAGCUACAUUUUGUGAUUUUGAGGUAUUUACUAUAUGAUUUACAAAGUAUAUUUUGUGGUACAUUCAUGUCGCAUCAAUGCUAAAUGAAAUUAGAAUAUGUGAAUUCUAGUUUUGUGCACUGUACACUAUCAAAAAUGCCUUAAAAUAAAAUAAAUCUUAUGUAAUA
Haplochromis burtoni (Burton's mouthbrooder) is the source of this 1932-nucleotide messenger RNA. RefSeq names its product integumentary mucin C.1. The transcript has 7 exons. The coding region runs from base 183 to 1169 and encodes 328 amino acids. The record is from RefSeq and is a predicted model, not a curated record. NCBI's taxonomy places the organism in Eukaryota, Metazoa, Chordata, Actinopteri, Cichliformes, Cichlidae.